AUGUGCUUGCCGAAAAUCACACAAUGCAGACUUCGAGCAAGGCAUACCGCAUCAUCAAGAUCAAAGGCAUCAAAGGUGGAUGAAUGGCCGCAUCACAAAAAGAAAAAUAAACGCGCUCUACUCCUCAAACGGGAUGGCAACAUCGUUAGUGUGACAGAAGGCCAGAAGAACAAGCCGAGUCAAGCAAUUCACGAGGCAGCGAAUUCGGAUUCGAAAAGAUCUAUUUUAUUGUGUUUGGGACAAAAGACUGCUAAAAACCAACAGAGCAUCUCUCGUGGACGAACAUAUGAAUUGCAACUUCCAGAAAAACCCGAUCAAACGUCACCCAUUCACCUCGUACCUCGUCUAGAUUCUAAAGAUGAUGGACCACAGGCAAUGUGCUUGCAUCACACGGUUCAUGAGGGUAAUUUCUCCGCUCCGUCUUGCUGUGACGUUAUUCCUCAUCAAAGCACUUGCCCACACACCUACAUCCGCCUCACUCCACACUUACCAGUGCAGAAUCGAGACUUCUUGACCAUUUCAACCGCAUACACAGAUGAUACGAGUGAUUUUGCAACACCAGUGUCAUACAUUCAAGAUGAAGAAGUGGAUGAUUUUCAGUUAAGCGCAUCACUCCCAAGUCGCAAGCAGAACUUGCAUAACACUUCAGCUAGUUUUAUCGAUUCUGGAUGGGGCAGUAUGAGCCCUAUGGCAUCUGAUCUUUGCAAUAUGGGCUAUCCGACAAGAAUCGAAACACAACCAAUUAAACGACGAGAACACCGAUCUGAAAGAGAACACACAAUGGAGCAAGACACCUUCCUCGGCAGAUUCUCAAAAUCGGAAGGCUUCAUCAUGUUUUUAAAUGAAAGAUGUGAACAGACAGGUAUGAAAUCGCUCACAGAGGGCCAUGGGCAAGAAAUCGUACAGCAUCACGGUUCAAAGAACAAACGUUCCCCAUUCGGAGCUGUGUACGCAGCCGCAAAUCAGAAUCCUUCUCCCAAGGAAUAUGGAAAAUCUCCAUCAGCUGCAGACAUUCGCGAAAUGUCCGGACAGGUGAACUUGUACCCCAAGGCAAGAUCUGGAGACCUAAUGUUUGAGGGAGUAUGGCGGAAAUCCGCUGCAGAUAGGAGUAUAGCUCAACAACAAAAGUUCUCGCUUUCAGUACCAGUCCUAAGAGAGCGUGAUGUAGGUCUCCCUUUACCUCCAUUGUUUGUGACCAAUAAAGUGGACAACAAAAGCAGCACUAAAGAUCAAACACCAUUCAGCAAAACAAAAUCCAGUUUUUUGGAGACGUGCCCACCUGUGAACAUACCCGAAAACAAAAUGUACAGUGACUUAUGCGAGACAGAACUGAGUGGAAAAUUUGCCUCAGUGCGACCCAAACUCCCGGAUCUGUCAAAGAAAUCCGUGAGACGGAUUAAGCGUGAUAGUGUGCAUUCUCGGUUAUCAGAUGAAUUUCAAGAAGCUUCAGAGCCAAGUUCGACCCCUUCCUUUGGAUCAGAUUAUGUUGUCGCGUCCAACCAAGACAGUGUUGCCACUGCCCGCUACAGGAACCUCAUGUACAUUGAUCAAAAUCUGGGAGAACAAGGGUAUCCUGCCCAAACUGCAAUAGAGAAGUGUGGCCCCUCCCCUGUUAUGAAGUGUCGAUCAAUGAGCGCCCUUCGUCUAGAAGAGCAAGUGUAUGAUGCCUCAAGAACGCUGAAAAUUCGAGCAAGUGAAAAGCAGGGCAACGCUGAAACCGAAGCCGUAAAUAUUAGAUCGCCUAUAUCACCAAAGUAUAAGGCAAAAACACCACGGCGAAGCUAUCCCUUGGUGCAUCAAGUCGACGAGCUGAUGGCGAAGCUUGAUGGUCUGAUGGGCAAACCUGAGGAGAAGGUGUUAAGCGGUACCGGAUCAUGGAUGAUUACGCCUACUGACGGGGCUGAGUCGACCUUUGAUCCACACAUUUCAAAGCGUGGCUUGUCGCAGGUGCCGCACAAUAUGGAAGGUAAUACUGAUGGAGACCAGUGCACUGACAACAAGAACAGGUUGUAUAAUGAGUGCUUUUCAUCUCUUAGGUCAGAACAGUUUGGUGAUGGUCCGGAACUAACCGAAGAUUUUUCUCCACCGACGGCGAUUAUCAGUGAGACGACUACUAACACGUCUUACUUUUCUGCGCUGAACACCGAACAGUUCGUGGAAAAAUUUAUCGAGGAUGAUAUGGCAUUUUUCGAUCAAACUAGCCCCUUGAUGCAUAGCACGCUCGUAGAAGACACAUCAGAGUUCUGUUCGCCAGUGCAAGAAACUUCGGCGGAUGUCUGCACCCAGGCUUCGGCAAGCACAUCCGAUUUAUACGUACAGGAGUUGAACAACACAACGGAAACUGGAUUGUGUCCAAACUUCUCAGUCGAUCUGGAUUUUGAAGAACAACAACCGCAAGUCAAAACUGAUCAGGCAAGGCAGUCUGCCAAAUUCGCUGAUGUUAGUGAAGAAGUGGAUAGCAUAUGUGACAAAAGAAAAAGUGAAAUACAAGAGGGGAUUGUGUCCUCAAAACUAUUUCCCACAACUUCUGAAGGAUCACGGCACGUUGGCCACGAUGGUGAUGGGAGGGAUGAAGUGGACAGUGGACUUGACCUAUCGAGUUAUUCGAGCCGUGGUGCAAAUCAAAGCAAUUCGGAGUCCACCGAAAAGGCUUCCGGAACAUCCAAAUCUCAAUACCAAGCAUCUAUUGCCCCUAAUGUUGAGUCAACAUGCCAGCCGGAUAACCAGUCCUUGGUGUCAAAAGCUGAUGCAGAAGUGAUUUCAACCUACCACAGUCCACUGAUUAGCGCUAUGUUAAGAACAGUUUGUGACACGCCUAGUGAGCCAAUGCGCCCAGAUGCGAAUGACAUAAGGGGUUUAAAGCCUAUAUUGUCAGAAAACCCAGCCUAUCUUGUUUCAGAGAUACCGUGGCACGAAAGCAGGAUGAGCGAUCUAGAAACCACUAAACACGACGCAACUGAGGAUAGUGGCUUCUCAAGUCUGAUAGUCGGAGGGAUAAAACGAAUUAAUGAUACUUCCCCAGCUUACGGCACAGAACAGUGCGCGGCUCAUUUCAGUGCUUUUGACAACGAAACGACAGUUGAGCUGGGAGUGCCUUCCCUUCUUGUGAGUUCUCCACCGGCAGUGCAGCAAAAGCAGUUGAACCCGUGUUAUGACCAGAUGAUUUUGGUGCCAAACUCAUCAAAUAGUGCACUCUGUAUUGGCGCUUCUAGCCUUACCACUCCGUCAGAAAAGUCAUCCAUUUCUGAGUGGCAGAAGAAUAAACUGGAAGGUUGGCAAUUAACCUCAGCUACCACAGAUGACGGAAUAAAUGAUGGAGUCUCAGUUGGAGGUGAAUUUCAGUCAUCUGUAAAUCACUUUCGAAAUUCACCAAGCCCACCCGAAACACCAGACGAUCCAUGGGCUAACCCAGAACUGCGAAAAGGAACAGAUGAUUUGGGUCUGAAAGAACCUCGAGGUAUACCCACCACAUCAUCUGUCGAUGAGAAAGACGAUAGAGACGACACUGAGUGGAACUUGGCAGCGUCCAUCGCGCACCAGGCAACGAAAGAUGUGAAUGACCAUCCCAAUCCGGAAAUACCCCAUCCUUCGAACCAGUCAGAGAUUUCAAAAUCCUUAGCUUCAAACCUCGCGGCUCCAUGCGGAUACACAGCACAUCUUUCGCAGUAUGUUUCGGACAGUAUUUUGGAGUGUGAACCUAGUGAUGAGUAUUUCGGCGUCAGCGCAUUUGCUCACACGACUCCUACCGCAAAAUUACGGUAUAUAGCCCACGGACUUGAAGUAGUGAACCAAAUGGCACCACACAUCACGGAAGCUGUUUUGAUAGAAUAUCAGGGAAACGUGGUGUCAAGUACACCGAGGCAGAGUAAAAACGAAGCAAGAGAGCAACGUAUGGAGCAGGAAACGUCAGAUCUGAUUGUGCUGGACGAAAGCUGCGAUUUGUCUGAUAAUACAUCUGAUGAGAAGGUCCGAAUGAGUGGCCAGAUAGCACACACUCAUGAGCUGUCGAACAACGAUAGUCUAACUAGACACCUAUCACUUUUGGAUAUGCAGUCGCAGGAUAGCAAAUACCAUGACAUAACACCGGAUUUCUCUCCAGCUCACUUGAAACCAUCCAGCCCUUGUCUCUUGUGUGCCAACAAAGCUUAUCAGAUGAUGUCUGAAGUUACCGACUCCAAAGGGGUACUGUCACCGGGCGAUUUCCGCAUGCCACCAACAAUGCAAACUACGGAUCAGCCGUCUCGAGAUGGACUGGAGUGUGAUAAACGUGAAACACCAGAGAUCCCAAAUUUCACACUUUUCUCUGAAGGCGCGGACGCAUCUAGUGUAGAUGAGAAAGCCACAUGCGAAUCAAGCAGUGAAUUGCACAGACAAAUGAGUAGUGUAGAAAACGAGAACAGCAGUUAUUCGCAUGAUGCUCAACCCCUUGGUGAGAAAGUUCAGGAACAAAGACAGUGGUGGUCAACGCAGUAUUCCCAGCUUGGCGAAAAUGAAACAGAAACCCCGAACGCAUUUGUUCUGAAUGAAAAUCUGCUUGACUUGGGCGAUCCACCGGAUAAUUCUAUCGAUCAGACUGUUGGUGGGUUGUUUGCAUCUCUGAGUCCUCGAGUGCACAGUUCAUUCGAUGAAGACUUAUCUAAUAUCUUUGAGUUAUGUAGACAAACCGCGCAGGGCAUCAAUCAGCAGCACACCUAUUUCACAGAAGCAACCGAGUCUCAUGCUCCACUCACAGUCGAAGGUGGUGCGUGUUUCGAAAUCGAACAUCCUUACAAACAGGCAGAAACGUUGGUCCGGCAUAACAUUGAAUCUGGGAUCACAGGUGUGAUUCACGAUAUGACACUGGAAGGGGAACAGCAACAACCAGCAUUGAGGCUUCUGCCUGUCCAACAGGUAGGUGAGUUACAAGAGCGAAAUUAUGUCACUGAAGAUAGAUCGACACCGGUCACAGCAACUGUACACGACACUCAGUGGCAAGGGGACAGGAUAGUGACGCUCGUCCCACAGAAAAUGGUUAUUCGUUCUAACUCAACUGCUUCUAUACCCAGAAAUUCCAGUUUGGGAUCGGAUGAAGAAAUUACGUACGAAAUUCAAUCUUCCGUAAAUUCUCUUUGUUUUGACAAACCUUCUGAAAUCAGUGUGUCUUCGAGGGAACCGGAGAUCAUCCCCACAUAUAUCACGCCAAAGUUUUCUGCACCACCUACGGACCUCAAACAAUCUCUAGAGGUAUUUCAAUGCGCUCCGUUGGCUGGAGAGGCCUCUAAUCCCCUUUCGAGGCUCAAGAUACAAGGAAUACUCUUGAAUGAAACAGGAGCUGGGAUCGAAGUUUUCACCAAGAUACCGUCCCACAAAAGUUCAUCCUUUCAAACAUUGUCUUUUUCAACUGAAUCUCUUGAUCAGCCUUUGGAAUUUACCACCUCAGAAGCCAGCAGUACAAAAGAAAACAAACAGAUAUGUGAUGACAAACUUAUCUCAGACGUUCGAGGUACUUCUAAUGAUCGAAAUCAAAUCCCGUUAGCACACGAAGACAGCAACCCCCAGCCUGCUGAAUCGUGUCCACCUAAGGAAUCUCCUUCUACUAGCUCCGUGGAGUGUCAGUCACCACAAAGAACAUUCAUAGCCAGGUAUUGUCCACCACAGUCGAUUAGCGAUGAAGAACUGGACGGAAGAACACAAGUUCUAAACGAGGCAAGUAUUACUUUGCUACACUUUACAAACAACUAUUUGUGA
Molecule: messenger RNA, 5727 nt
Organism: Opisthorchis viverrini
Lineage: Eukaryota; Metazoa; Platyhelminthes; Trematoda; Opisthorchiida; Opisthorchiidae
Exons: 1
Coding region: 1-5727 (1908 amino acids)
Source: RefSeq, a predicted model, not a curated record